AUGAGCUCGGAAAAAGACUCCACGCAAGUCAACACCCACCGCACCGCUGGCGGUAACUCGGCGUUCCACAACUUCAUCAACGACUUCUCGCACAUCGAGGACCCUCUCGAACGCCGUCGUCUCGCGCUCCAGAAAAUCGAUGAAGCGUCCUUCGGCUGGUAUCACGUGCGCGCCAUCGCCGUCGCCGGUGUCGGGUUUCUCACCGACUCGUACGACAUCUUCGCCAUCAACCUGGGUGUCUCGAUGAUGUCGUACGUGUUCUGGCAGGGCAGCAUGCCCGCGUCCACGUCGACGCUGCUCAAGGUCUCGACCUCUGUCGGCACCGUCAUCGGCCAGGUCGGGUUCGGUGUCAUGGCCGACGUCGUGGGCCGUAAGAAGAUCUACGGGCUCGAACUGAUCGUCAUGAUCGCCGCCACCAUCCUGCAGUGCACCAUCGGUGCCGCCCCCGGUGUCAGUUUCGUUGCAGUGCUCACUUUCUACCGUAUUCUGAUGGGUAUCGGUAUCGGAGGUGACUACCCUCUGUCGUCCAUCAUCACCUCUGAGUUCUCCACCACCAAAUGGCGUGGUGCCAUCAUGGGUGCCGUGUUCGCCAACCAGGCCUUUGGCCAGAUCGCUGCCGGUAUCGUCGCCCUCAUCCUCGUCGCCGCCUACAAAGACGUGCUAAUCGUCGCCAACAAGGGUUCGGAAUGUGGUCCUGCGUGUGCCAAGGCCUGCGACCAGAUGUGGCGUAUUCUUGUCGGUCUCGGCUGUUUCCCAGGUCUCAUUGCCCUAUACUUCCGUCUAACCAUCCCUGAGUCCCCUCGUUACACCUUCGAUGUCGAAAACAAAUUGGCCAAGGCUGUCGCUGACACUUCCAAGUUCGCCUCCGGCGAGCACGGCAACGCCGAAGCUGAGGAAAUCGCCCGUCUAGAAAGGGCCCCCACUGCCGUUGAACAAUACGAAAUUACUCCUCCUAAGGCCUCUUUCAAGGACUUUUGCCGCCAUUUCGGACAAUGGAAAUACGGUAAGAUUCUAUUUGGUACUGCUUUCUCCUGGUUCACUUUGGACGUGGCCUUUUACGGUCUGAACUUGAACUCCGCUGUCAUUUUGCAAACCAUCGGUUACGCUUCCUCCAAAAACGUGUACCACAAACUUUACAACUCUGCCGUGGGUAACUUGAUUUUGAUUUGCGCUGGUUCGCUGCCUGGUUACUGGACCGCGGUCGCCACUAUCGACACUAUCGGCAGAAAGCCCAUCCAAUUGUUUGGCUUUUUCAUUUUGACCGUUUUGUUCUGUGUUAUUGGUUUUGCCUACCACAAAUUGACCGACCAUGGUUUGCUUGGUCUCUACAUCGUGUGUCAAUUCUUUCAACAGUUCGGUCCUAACGUUACCACUUUCAUCAUCCCCGGUGAAGUGUUCCCUACCAGAUACAGAUCUUCUGCCCACGGUAUCUCUGCUGCUUCCGGUAAAGUUGGUGCCAUCAUUGCCCAAACCGCUUUGGGUACGUUGAUCGACCACAACUGUGCCAAGAACGGUGAAAAAGCUGGCUGUUGGUUGCCUCACGUUAUGGAAAUUUUCGCUUUGUUCAUGUUGUUGGGUAUUUUCAGCACCCUAUUGAUCCCAGAAACCAAGCGUAAGACCUUGGAACAAAUUUGCGAAGAGUUCCACGAUGAAAUUGACUCUACCAAAUACGCAAGUCCGAACAGCAACUCUGCUGCUUCAAGCCACACCGAAACUGUCUAA
Molecule: messenger RNA, 1722 nt
Organism: Lachancea meyersii CBS 8951
Lineage: Eukaryota; Fungi; Ascomycota; Saccharomycetes; Saccharomycetales; Saccharomycetaceae
Source: the annotation of a GenBank genome assembly